AUGGCCUGCAAGAUCCCACUGCGGGCCAAGCCCUGGCUGGGGGACAGUUUUGGGGGGGAAGCAGCAGCUGCCUCAGUUUACCGCGACAGCCGGAGGAGGACCUGGGCAGUGGCGAGAGAGGGGUCUGUGCCCCUCUCCAACUGGAACAGUGACAUGAAGCUAAUGGCCUCCGUGUACCUGCAGGGCACUGUUGCGCUCCAUCCCUCUUCUGUGUCAGAGAGCUGUCUGAACUGCUCCAGCUACUCUGACGCAUGGGGACGUCCUGUCCUGAAGGGAAGGGGCAGCUGUCAGGGUCUAAGGGGUCUGAGCUGCCUCUGGGGCCUCAGUGGGCCGCUUUGGAUCUUAAAUGAGUGUGGAGCAGGGAGAGGAAGUUCAGAAGUAGUGGGCAGUGAGCCAGAAGGGAUCCCCAGUCAGUUUCGGGAGCGCUGGUGUGGAGUGGAUGAAGCCAGUGAGGACGCAGUGGAGACAGUGGAGCACCAGAGAACCCAGAGCGAGGAAGCUGGGCAGCUGGACACUUCGCCAGUCAGGCCACCGACAGUCUGCAGCCAGAGCCUCAGAUCUUACACUGGCAGCACAUGGGGACACAGCAGCUGGACUGGCAGCAACAGGGCUUACAGCAGCUGGACUGGCAGCAGGAUGACCCACAGCCUGAGGAGGAGCAGCAGGGCUUGCAGCAGCUGGACUGGGAGCAGCAGGGUUUGCAGCAGCUGGACUGGCAGCAGGAUGACCCACAGCCUGAGGAGGAGCAGCAGGGCUUGCAGCAGCUGGACUGGGAGCAGCCACAAGAACCACAUCCCCCCUUGGAGCCCCCACAGGAGCCACAGCUGGAGCAGGAACAGGCUGGCACACAGCAGCACAUGGGCUUGCAGCAGCAGACGGGCACACAGCAGCCGGAGCCACAGCCCCCACAGCCGGAGCCACAGCCCCCACAGCCGGAGCCACAGCCUCCGGAGCAGCCACAGCAGCCCAUGGUUCUGGUGGAUUGAGGGUGGAGCAGGUAGAGGAGCAGGUGAGAGGGAGGUGCAGGUGUGGAGCUCCCUGAGCCCGGGCCCCUUAUAUCCCUGGGUAGCGUCGCUCUGA
Piliocolobus tephrosceles (Ugandan red Colobus) is the source of this 1080-nucleotide messenger RNA. RefSeq lists its product as uncharacterized. The record is from RefSeq and is a predicted model, not a curated record. NCBI's taxonomy places the organism in Eukaryota, Metazoa, Chordata, Mammalia, Primates, Cercopithecidae. The coding region runs from base 1 to 1080 and encodes 359 amino acids. The transcript is spliced from 4 exons.